UAUGGACCCCCAGUUCUGUGUCAACUAGGCGCCUAUACGGACGUCUGACGUUUUGACGUCCCGCGCCCAAAGAGUUUCGCGCCGUUUUCAAUACAACCUUUUUGCUCUCCUCCCAAUAAAAAAAAAUAACUUGUUGACGUGCAGACUUUUAGCGGGAAAAGUUUAAAUUAAAAUGAGAAUUCGGCGGACAAUGUAAAAUUUGUUUUUAAUUAAAUACUUUUUGACAGUUCCGUGUGUUUUUAAAUAGACAGUUUUUUUUUGUUUUUGGAAUUGUUUUUUUUUUUGUAAUUUGUGUGUUGUUUUGGAAACUUUGUUGACAGUGGGUGACUUGUGUGUGACUUUUGUUUUGGAUUUUAAUAAAAUAUCUCCAGAAUAUUUUGAUGGAUGACAGAUAAAAUGUUCCCGAGGAUAUUCUGAAAAAAACCAACACAAAUGAACCAAAAAACUGAAAUCACUCAUCAAUAUGCUUCACACAUAUAAACUAUGGCGGCAUCACACAAAGAGACAUUUGAAAAUGGAACGCCAUUUAUAGGGCUGCGCGCGCGCAGGGCUGAUUCCGAAUUCAAAUUUAGAACGGAAAGGCGCCGGAAAUGGGCUUGGCCGGAUGUCGGGAUUCAGAUCCUGUUGUGCUUGCUGUUGAUAGUCGGUUGCCAUGGUUACCAAGAACAGAGGUUCGCGAUGGAGCCGCAAGAUCAGAGUGCCAUAGUGGGCUCGCGAGUGACUCUCCCGUGCCGAGUCGAGAACAAAGUGGGGGCGCUACAAUGGACAAAGGACGACUUCGGGCUCGGCACACACCGCAACCUCAGCGGAUACGACCGAUAUGCUAUGAUUGGGAGCGACGAAGAAGGGGACUUCUCUCUAGACAUCAAAGAUCUGACCUUGGAAGAUGACGGACAGUAUCAGUGCCAAGUCAGCUCCGGUCAUAAUGGUGAGCCAGCAAUCCGCUCCCGCUACGCUCAACUCACAGUGCUGGUUGCUCCCGAAGCACCCAGGAUACUGAGAGGAGCGUUCAUCGAUGCCACUGAGGGUCAACCUGUUGAGAUCGAGUGCGUCUCUUCGGGGGGCAAACCGGCUUCUGAGAUCACUUGGUUGGACGGCAACCAAUCCGUGAUAAAGAAGCACGUCAAAAGCACCGUGGAACUGUUACCAGACGGACAGAGGUAUAAAACCAGAUCAGUGCUGCGGUUAACGCCAGCUAAGGCUCACCACAAUCAGACUAUAACGUGCCAAGCACAGAACACAGCUGAUAGGGCGCCAAGGAUGGCUAUUGUACAUAUAGAGGUCAAAUACGUGCCAAAAGUGAAUGUGUCAAUGACUUCUGGUCACAACCGCAAGAUCCCCGAGGGGUCAGAGCUCAGGGUCCGUUGUGAUGUCGACGCAAACCCCCCGGCUCAGAUAUACCGGUGGUAUAUCAAUAAUAAUCCGGUAGUUGGUGAUUAUGCUGAUGAGAUGAUCAUCUUUAAUGUAACAAGAAAACACCACAAAGCUGUGGUCAGAUGUGAAGUCAGCAACUCUGUGGGAAAAGGCGAAGGAAAUACCACGUUAGAAGUUACUUACCCACCAACAUUCAGAACACGGCCUCAAAACGUGGAGACAGACAUAGGAUCCAGCGUGAUCCUCAGCUGUGAUGUGGACGGCCAGCCGCAGCCGGAGAUCCGGUGGCUGUUCCACGAGCCGGGACGGAUAGGGCAGGUCAAAGGAAAGGCCCCGAACUUGAAGGUCUACGUGAACAGGGAGACGGCAGGACGGUACAUCUGCAAGGUCAUCGAGGAAGGGUAUCCUGAGAUCGAGAGCGAAGCCACCAUUUUUAUUAAGAGUGCGCCCACAAUCCUAUCAAACAGAACACAGUUCGGCAUGGAAGGAGAGAGUGUACGCAUAGAAUGCGCCUCUCGCUCCGUGCCCAAGCCUGAUGACAUCCGGUGGUACUUCGAGGGUCGGGAGAUCAGCGUUAUACAGGAUCCGGACUAUGCGACAUUAGAAGAAAUAUUACCAGAUGGCGUGAUAAAAUCCAGCCUAGUGAUAAGAGCGAGCCAGUCUAAACACUAUGGACAGUACAAUUGUAGUGUCACCAAUGAGUAUGGAAAUGCUAACGCUGCGAUUAUGUUAAAGCCUUUGAAAACCCUACCACUCUACAUAAUUCUGAUCGGCGUAACAUCAGGCAUCAUCAUCUUCUCGGCUUUCAUCAUACUAGUAGUCGUCUGCCACAGAAGAAGAAGAAAGAAGGGUCAGAUGAAUGAGAAGCCUGACGUUACCGUGACGACGGGAGAUGUUUAUAAUAAGGAGAGUGAUAGGAGUUCUAAUAUUAGUGAUCUGAAGCUGCAGCUGCCUCAAAGCGAUGGGAGCUAUGAAUUGGACUACACAAGCUCCGAUCGUUCAGACAGCAAGCUGCAUGCUGGUCUUCCACUAGCAGGCCCCGUGCCUCUCCCGAACAUGAGGCACGACGACCCUCUGAUGCAGUUCCGAUACAGCAACGACUACUCCGACCCUACGUAUAGUGACCCUUACUUUAAGAGCCCCGCGGGCUACGUGUACGACUACCCACAGGGAUACGCCCCCCCGCCCCACCUGCGGGUACAGUCGCCCCCCCUCGACCCACCUAGUAGGUCUCUUCAAGGAUCAUUGACGCGAAGCAUUGACACUGCCUCAACGCUUCCCUUGUCAGCUGGCAAUGGAUCGCAAAACAACACUUUACAACGAACGAUAAAGUCGGACGAAACGGACGCCAUUAAUAAUUUGGGUCUCCCGGUUGGUGAUGCAUCACCAACGCCGAUAUACGCCCAGCCUAACACCAAACCGUCGAACGUGGACAUUCGAUACUCUGCCGCUUACGGCAACCCUUACUUGAGGAAUAGUAAUAUUGGUUACAACAACCAAGUGCACACAGCGAAGCCAGCGUCCACCCCGGCUCCUCCCCCCUACUCGGCGGUCAGAAACUCAGUGGUGGUACCUACAGGUAAAUAGGUGACACGGUGUAACGGGUAAUAGCAGCCAACCGACGCAAGGUACCCAUGUAUAGCGAAGUCGGGGUUACGGAGAACAUAAUGACUAGCGGAGAUGUCAUAACGCAAAAUCUGCUAAGAAAGUAGCGCGCCAAAAUGCGGGUGUUCGGGCGACGAAGAACGUUACUGAAUCCGCUCUCAUACGAAUUCUUUGGAACCCAGUCAAUCUAAAUCUUUGACAGAUGUCUCAAGGAAGCCGAAUCCGAACGCCUUGUUAGUUGAAUAGUAACUGAUCGUUUCGGUCACGUUACUUGACCUACAAGAAGGCGCGUGACCUACCUGCCUUAUAGCAUCUCCGCUAUAUUUCCUUCCUCCGUGGUGGUUAAAGACUAGUAAGUGAACAAUAAGCUGUGUAAAAAGUUGUAAGUGUAACAUACUACUUUGUUCCUAAACGACUGAGGUGUAUUGUAUAUACGUUAGUAUACGUCAGAAGACUUGUAUAAAAUUGUUAAUAGAAAUAAUCGAAAAA
This is a messenger RNA of Helicoverpa armigera (cotton bollworm), 3468 nucleotides long. RefSeq names its product irregular chiasm C-roughest protein. Bases 484 to 2961 code for a protein of 825 amino acids. The record is from RefSeq and is a predicted model, not a curated record. The transcript has 20 exons. Gene Ontology annotation, cellular component: plasma membrane; cell-cell junction. Gene Ontology annotation, biological process: cell-cell adhesion. Lineage: Eukaryota; Metazoa; Arthropoda; Insecta; Lepidoptera; Noctuidae. Gene Ontology annotation, molecular function: cell adhesion molecule binding.